Messenger RNA from Aspergillus affinis, 1626 nucleotides. Its product is annotated as histidine phosphatase family protein. Bases 1 to 1626 code for a protein of 541 amino acids. Gene Ontology annotation, molecular function: acid phosphatase activity. Lineage: Eukaryota; Fungi; Ascomycota; Eurotiomycetes; Eurotiales; Aspergillaceae. The transcript has 3 exons. The record is from RefSeq and is a predicted model, not a curated record.
AUGUCCCCAUUUCUCUCCUCAUCGGUGCCUCUGUCUGCAUUGGCCCUGUUCGCUAUCAGCAGCACCGCCAUCCCCACUCCCAGUCCCGUCAACCCAGCAGCACCCACCGGCUUAACCUUCCCCUCAGGUUUCGACAUCGUUUCAUCCUGGGCAAACCUCGCGCCCUGGAGCGAAGUCCCCUCCUUCAAUAACAUUUCCAAAGGCGUCCCUCGCGGUUGCGAGCUCUCUCAAGCCCACGUCCUCCACCGGCACGCGCAACGCUACCCGACCAGUUUCAAGCUCGACGGGGGCGGCAUUGACGCGUUCAACGAGAAAUUAUCCAAUUAUAGCCGUGCGCACAACACCACGGAGAUCGCAUCCGGUCCGUUGCGCUUCCUGAAUGAUUGGGUUGAUCUCGUCGGGAAGGAUACCUUGUUACCGACGGGCGCCGCGACGGAGGCUUCGUCUGGUGCGAGGAUCUGGUCGCGGUAUGGACGGUUCUUGUACCGCGGUGGUUCCAAUGGACCAGAGCCUGGUGUGGAGAGAUGGAAUAGUUCGUUGAAUGUUUAUCCGAAUGGGACGGAGAGGCCAAAGCCCAUCUUUCGGACCACGACGCAAGGGAGGAUUCUGGAGAGUGCCAGAUGGUGGUUGAGUGGAUUCUUCGAUAACGAAGGCGCCAACAGCUCCUACUCGGAAUAUGAUCUCGUGGUCAUCCCCGAAGGCGACGGAUACAACAACACUUUGGGGUCCGAUCAUUCCUGCGAAAACAGUCCUUCUGGAGGAAACACCGACGGCGCCCACUUCAUAUCCACCUUCACCCAAUCCGCCGUCACGCGCCUAUCCCCCUACAUGCCAGCGGACUUCAACCUCACAGCCUUCGACAUCGCCUCAAUGAUGGUCCUCUGUCCCUACGAAUACGCCACCACAGCCCAACACUCCUCCUUUUGCACCCUCUUCACAGAACAAGAAUGGCUCGAUUACGCCUACGCCAUCGACAUCCAAUUCUACGGCGUGUUCGGCCCAGGCUCACCAACCGGUCGCGCCCAAGGAAUUGGAUAUAUCCUCGAACUCGCGGCUCGACUACAGGGCAAAACCAUCCCCACUAGCGACACGAGUAUAAACGCGACUUGGGACCAGUCAAGUGAAACUUUCCCGCUCAACCAACCGCUAUAUAUGGACAUGUCACAUGAUACGGUGAUCGUGGCGGUGUUGGCGGCGUUGGGAUUGAAGUAUUUCAAUUACGGCCCGCACGGCCUCCCAGCGAAUGUUUCACAUGAGGUGGAACGAACCUUCCACUUGAAUCAGGUUACGCCGUUCGGGGCGAACAUUGUUACCGAGGUUUGGACGUGUCCGUCAGAUGGAGAUGGUGCGUCCUUCGAAACAGAGAACCUCGCCGGCUCGAUGUAUAGGAAUCCGGAUCUUUCUGAGACGGAUCAUACGAAAGAUUUUCUGCGAUUCGUGCUCAAUGGAGCGCCUGUGCCGUUGGAUGGACUGGUGGGGUGUGAGGAUGCGGUGAAUGGGUUUUGUGAUGUGGACGAGUUCCUAGGGGGUGUGGAGGCGUUGAAAGAGGAUGCCGAGUAUCAGUUUGCGUGCUUUGGGGAAUAUGAACUGGAUAAACAGGUUGGGGAUGGGAGGCCGGAGGUUUAG